GCAGCAGAUGAACCUGCCUACCUGACAGUGGGAACUGAUGUCAGUGCCAAGUACCGUGGUGCCUUCUGUGAGGCAAAGAUUAAGACAGUGAAAAGGCUUGUGAAAGUCAAGGUAGUCCUGAAGGGGGAUAACUCAACUCAGUUAGUGCAAGAUGACCAAGUGAAAGGACCUCUAAGAGUUGGUGCAAUGGUUGAAACCAGAAUGCCUGAUGGAUCCUUUCAGGAAGCUGUUAUCAGCAAGUUGACAGACGCUAGUUGGUAUACUGUAGUUUUUGAUGAUGGUGAUGAGAGGACCUUGAGACGAACUUCAUUAUGCUUGAAGGGAGAAAGGCACUUUGCAGAAAGUGAGACACUUGAUCAACUGCCACUAACCAAUCCAGAGCACUUUGGAACUCCAGUUAUUGGGAAGAAAUCUAAUAGAGGAAGAAGAUCAUCUCUUCCUGUUACUGAAGAUGAAAAGGAAGAAGAAAGUAGUGAAGAGGAGGAUGAAGAUAAAAGGCGUCUCAAUGAUGAAUUGCUUGGCAAAGUUGUGAGUGUGAUUAGUAAUUCUGAGAAGGCAGACUGGUAUCCAGCUUUGGUUGUGUCUCCGAGCUGUAAUGAUGACGUCACAGUGAAAAAGGACCAGUGUUUAGUUCGAUCCUUUGCAGAUUCCAAAUUUUAUUCGGUUGCAAGAAAAGACAUUAAAGAAUUAGAUGUUCAAAACUUACCAAAAUCUGAGUCCUCUCCUAAAAAAGGGCUACAGGAGGCCAGCACGUUUCUCAACACAAAGGGUGUUCCUCGGAACUGGAAAAUGGACAUAAGUGAAAUUCUGGAGUCCUCUAGCAGCGAUGAGGAAGAUGGAGCUGCUGCAGAAACUGAUGAAGAGGAAGAAAAAAGAGAAGAGAAAACCGAAGAACCUGAGGAAGAGCUUGAUCCUGAAGAGAGGGACAACUUCCUCCAACAGCUUUACAAGUUUAUGGAAGACAGAG
This is a messenger RNA of Phaethon lepturus (White-tailed tropicbird), 967 nucleotides long. Its product is annotated as AT-rich interactive domain-containing protein 4A-like. Gene Ontology annotation, molecular function: transcription cis-regulatory region binding. Gene Ontology annotation, cellular component: nucleus. Lineage: Eukaryota; Metazoa; Chordata; Aves; Phaethontiformes; Phaethontidae. The record is from RefSeq and is a predicted model, not a curated record. The transcript has 10 exons. The annotation marks the transcript as partial. Gene Ontology annotation, biological process: regulation of transcription by RNA polymerase II.